CUGCCAAGCACAUUUCACAAACUUCUUCAUGUGCAUUUCAACUUUGUUUUCCUCCUGAUCUUGAGAUAUUUAGAGGAAGGCAGAAGAAUCCUCACACUUUAGAAUAAGACGUUGCCCUGGCGACAGCUCAUCCUUAUCACGACUCUCACAAAUAUGCACCUCUGUGAUUCAGUGGGAGGUUGAUGAUCUCCAAGGAUAUUGUUCUGAAGAUUUCUGCUUCUUGUGACUCUUUCAGAUGCCCUGAGGAACCUACCAGUAUUUGACACUCUGAUCUGAGAGGGUUGAGGAAAUGGGGAUUUUACAUUUUCUGGUGUUUGUGCUGCUUGGAGACAGAUUGGGUCCUACACGUUCGGACAUUUUAGCGAAGGCCCAGGCCAGCGAGCGACGUGUCUUGGCACACAUACCCGGUGACAUCAUCAUUGGGGCUCUUUUCUCCGUCCAUCAUCAGCCACCGGCUGAUAAGGUUCACGAGCGCAAAUGCGGCGCUGUACGCGAGCAGUAUGGCAUCCAGCGGGUGGAGGCCAUGAUGCACACCCUGGACCGCAUCAACGCGGACCCACACAUCCUACCCAACAUCACACUGGGCUGCGAGAUCAGAGACUCCUGUUGGCAUUCGGCUGUGGCUUUGGAGCAGAGCAUCGAGUUCAUUCGUGACACUCUAGUCUCAGCCGAGGAGGAAGAAGGCAUGUCUAAGUGUUCAACUGAAGGUGGAGGGACUCCCAUGACAGGGAAGAAGCCCAUUGUGGGGCUGAUCGGGCCCGGAUCCAGUUCUGUGGCCAUCCAGGUUCAGAAUCUCCUUCAGCUCUUCAACAUUCCCCAGAUUGCAUAUUCGGCAACCAGUAUGGAUCUCAGCGAUAAGUCUUUGUACAAGUACUUUAUGAGGGUGGUGCCCUCCGAUGCCCAGCAGGCCAGAGCGAUGGUGGACAUCGUCAAAAAAUACAACUGGACCUAUGUAUCUGCCAUUCACACUGAAGGGAACUACGGUGAGAGCGGAAUGGAGGCCUUCAAAGACAUGGCAGCAAAGGAGGGCAUCUGUAUCGCCCACUCUGACAAGAUCUACAGCAAUGCUGGAGAACAGAGUUUUGACCGUCUUCUCGAUAAGCUCAGGAUCCACCUGCCCAAAGCUCGAGUGGUGGCGUGCUUCUGCGAGGGCAUGACCGUACGUGGCAUCCUCAUGGCCAUGAGACGCCGCCGCCUAGUUGGAGAGUUUCUGUUGGUUGGCAGCGAUGGUUGGGCAGACCGCUAUGAUGUCACUGACGGCUUCCAGAGGGAGGCAGCGGGGGGAAUUACUAUCAAGCUGCAGUCUGCUUAUGUCACAUGGUUUGAUGAUUACUACCUGAACCUGAAGCCGGAUACGAACCUCCAGAACCCCUGGUUUCCGGAGUUCUGGCAGCACCGCUUCCAGUGCCGGCUGAAGGGACAUCCUCAAGAGAGCAACAAAUACAACAAGACCUGCACCAAGAAAGAGUCGCUCCGACACCAGUACGCUCAGGAUACGAAGAUGGGCUUUGUGAUCAAUGCCAUCUACUCAAUGGCUUACGGACUGCACGCCAUGCAGAAGUCUCUGUGUCCCGGCUACGCCGGUCUGUGUGAAGCCAUGCGGCCGAUUGAUGGAGGUAAACUCUUAGAAUUCCUCAUGAGGACAAACUUCUCUGGUGUCUCGGGAGAACUGGUGCUGUUUGAUGAGAAUGGAGACUCCCCGGGGAGGUAUGAAAUCAUGAACUUUAAACAGAUGAGUGAGGAGGACUAUAGCUACAUCUACGUGGGCAGCUGGGACAACAGUGGGCUGAAGAUGGAUGACGAGGAGAUUUGGGCAAACAGCAGUGCCAUCAUCAGAUCAGUGUGCAGUGAUCCUUGUGAAAAAGCUCAGAUAAAGGUUAUCCGUAAGGGUGAGGUGAGCUGCUGCUGGACCUGCACUCCAUGUAAAGAAAACGAGUUUGUGUUUGAUGAAUACACCUGUCGUAUGUGCGUGCUUGGAUCCUGGCCUACAGAUGACCUCACAGGCUGUGAGCCAAUCCCGGUGCAGUACCUUCUGUGGGGAGAUCCUGAGCCGAUCGCAGCUGUGGUCUUCGCCUGCCUUGGCCUGCUCGCUACCAUCUUCGUCACUUUAGUCUUCAUCAGGUUCCACGAUACGCCGGUGGUGAAGUCCUCCAGCAGAGAGCUGUGCUUCAUCAUCCUGGCUGGCAUCUGUUUGGGGUACCUGUGUACGUUCUGCCUCAUCGCCAAACCGCACGUGGCCUACUGUUACUUGCAGAGGUUGGGAAUAGGGCUCUCGCCCGCCAUGAGCUACUCCGCUCUGGUCACCAAAACCAAUCGCAUUGCUCGCAUCCUUGCGGGCAGCAAGAAGAAGAUCUGCACCAAGAAGCCUCGUUUCAUGAGCGCCUGCGCCCAGCUGGUCAUCGCCUUCAUCCUGAUCCUGAUUCAGCUGGGCAUCAUCGUGGCGCUCUUCAUCAUGGAACCUCCGCAAGUGAUCUACGACUAUCCGUCCAUACGCGAGGUGCACCUCAUCUGCAACACUACCACGCUCGGCGUGGUGGCACCGUUGGGCUACAACGGGCUGCUCAUCCUCAGCUGCACCUUCUACGCCUUUAAGACCCGCAACGUCCCCGCCAAUUUCAACGAGGCCAAAUACAUCGCGUUCACCAUGUACACCACCUGCAUUAUCUGGCUGGCUUUCGUGCCAAUUUAUUUCGGUUCAAACUACAAGAUAAUCACCAUGUGUUUUUCUGUUAGCCUCAGCGCCACCACUGCGCUGUGCUGCAUGUUUGUGCCCAAGAUCUACAUCAUGUUGGCCAAACCUGAGAGGAACGUACGCAGUGCUUUCACCACAUCGACGGUUGUGAGGAUGCACGUGGGUGACGGGAAAGCUGCCUCGGCCGCUAGCCGAUCUAGCAGCUUGGCUAACCUGUUCAGACGACGAUGCUCUGGCACAGACACGGUCAGCAGGGCUUCACCCGCCAGUCUUUUUGACAGCACCUACGACUCUUCGUGUGCGGUCAGGACCACUGAUUUUGAGGACCUGGGCGCCUUGACACCACCUUCGCCGUUUAGAGACUCCUCCGUGGACUCGAUCAGCGAAUCUCCCACAUCGCCAGCCUCAGAGCUGCCAUUGUGUGAGCCCUGCUCUCCAAUAUACGACCAGCUGGUGCUUCGGCACUACAGCCAGAGCUCCUCUUCGCUCUGA
This is a messenger RNA of Sinocyclocheilus grahami, 3184 nucleotides long. RefSeq names its product glutamate receptor, metabotropic 5a (gene grm5a). The transcript is spliced from 8 exons. The record is from RefSeq and is a predicted model, not a curated record. NCBI's taxonomy places the organism in Eukaryota, Metazoa, Chordata, Actinopteri, Cypriniformes, Cyprinidae. Gene Ontology annotation, cellular component: membrane. Bases 290 to 3184 code for a protein of 964 amino acids. Gene Ontology annotation, biological process: G protein-coupled receptor signaling pathway. Gene Ontology annotation, molecular function: G protein-coupled receptor activity.